Molecule: messenger RNA, 2863 nt
Organism: Nothobranchius furzeri (turquoise killifish)
Lineage: Eukaryota; Metazoa; Chordata; Actinopteri; Cyprinodontiformes; Nothobranchiidae
Product: AT-rich interactive domain 3B
Biological process (GO): regulation of transcription by RNA polymerase II
Cellular component (GO): nucleus
Molecular function (GO): DNA binding
Source: RefSeq, a predicted model, not a curated record
UCAGAGUGGCUGUGUGGGUGAAGGGGGUGAGUCCGUCAAAGACAAUCAAAGAUGUUUGAGUUUCCAUGCGCAGUGACCAGGGAGGUACACAUCACUCCUCCUCCUCCUCCUGCUCCUGCUCCUGCAGCAGCUCCGGUCUCCGGCCUGCUCUCUGCGGGGGAUUUUAAACUCACUCGAUCAAAAGAAGAGCCUCUGGAAAGAGAAAUGUGAUUUACUUUCGCCAGAGAAACGAAGGAAAACCAGAUAAGACCUGUCGGCGAGAAUGAAUUACUCCAAGGCGCAAAUGUCCAGUUUAUCUGAGGAGGUGAGUUCAUCUGGGUGUCCACAGCCCAGUCCUGCAGGAGGGAAGCUAGAGGCCAUGAUGGAGCAGCUGCAGAGACAACAAGAAGCCAAACUAGAGAUGAACCUCCAGGAGAAACAUCUGCUUCAAGCUCAGCUCCUGUUUGCCCAACAGGCGGCAGCUGCCAGAGCCUCCAGCUCCAGACCAGACUUCUACAGGAAGGUAGAGGGACACAUUUAUCCACCGAACCCUCUGGGCAGAGUGGACGUGAAGGAGGAGGACUCAGAUGAGGAGGAACAAGAUAUGUUGGAGGGAGAUGAGGAAGAGGAGGAGAAGGGAGAUGAGAAUGGGCCUCACCAACAGGUGAAGAAGCUGGUCCUCCAACAGGUUUCACAUUUUCAGCCUUUUUCUGGUCCUCUGUCAGCUGCUGCUGAGCAGAUCCCCAGGUCUCCGUCCUCAGAGAUCAAACCGGACCAGAAGGAGAAGAACCUGCCAUCUCCUGCAGGCCAGACCACCUUCACCUCACCCAGUAGCUUCUCUGACUGGAGCUAUGACGAGAUGUUCAAACAGAGAGGAAGAGGCAUCUGGGCCGAGGAGAGCGACGGAGGAAAAGUGAAAGCAGGAGAACCAUCCAGGGACUUUGCCAAGCUGUAUGAACUAGAUAAUGACCCAGAUCGCAAAGAGUUCCUUGAUGAACUAUUUGUCUUUAUGCAGAAACGAGGAACGCCGGUCAACCGCAUUCCCAUUAUGGCGAAGCAGGUGUUGGACUUGUACAGGCUGUAUAAACUCGUGACGGAGAAGGGAGGACUGGUGGAGGUCAUCAACAAGAAGAUCUGGAGGGAGAUCACCAAAGGUCUCAAUCUGCCCACAUCCAUCACCAGCGCAGCUUUCACCCUCCGAACCCAGUAUAUGAAAUACCUGUACCCCUUUGAGUGUGAGAAGAAAGGUCUGAGUUCUCCGGGUGAGCUGCAGGUAGCGAUCGAUAGUAACCGCAGGGAGGGCCGACGUCCCAGCUUCACCAGCAGCCUUUAUCGCUACUCCCCGUCCCCAAGCUCUGCUCCACACCCGCUCCUGUCCUCACCUUCGAUGCAAACUACUCCAACUGCACUCAACGGCGUGAAUCUAUCCGCCAGUCCCAAUUUAAAACGGAACAUCGAUGAGACCUCCACCUCUGUAAUACCCAGACUGCCAGUGGCUAUGGCGCUCGGCCAACACCAGCAGCAUCAGCACCAGCAGCUUGCACAAGCUGCCACGCUGGAGCAUCUCAGGGAGAGGUUGGACCGAGCGGCUGGUGGCGCUGCAGUCGAUGGUCCAGAGAAGAAAAUGAUGCGGCUUGCAGAGGAGCAGCAGCGCCUCAUGCAACAGGCCCUCCAACAAAACCUCCUGGCAAUGGCCUCUCAGUUCAACCCCAUGAACCUCAAGCUGAACAAUGGGCACGAAAAAAAGCAAGAUUUAUCACUAAAUAUCUCUACUAAUGGACCAGCCAGUAUCAGUGUCUCUGUGGAGGUCAAUGGUACAAUCUACUCAGGAACUCUGUUGGCCCAGAAGUCUGCUGCUCCUGUCUCAUCCCAGACUGUAACUCCAGCAGGAACCACUGGUUUCAGUGCCCUCUCCUCCUCUCACAGUCCCUCAUCUACAUCUUCUACUUCCUCAAAGGGACCAAAUUAAAGCAUUACAUGCUGCACCUCUGCUUAGACAAAAAAGCACGAACUUCAGGGAAAAAGGUCUGCUACGCAGAAAGCCAAUGUUAUUUUUUACUUCGGUUCCUCUGACAGCCUAAAUACUUAGAGAUGAUUUAAGUUGGAAAAAGACCCUUUUAGAUUCUGAUCUGUUAACUAUAGUGCCUGUUAGUGUUUUCUAUGUAAACAUUUUUGUCUAAAAUAUUUUACAGUGAUUGUUCAGGAGUGUCUUUAGAGCAUCAAAACACACGGUGGAAAUCUGUGUUUCAUUGACAUUUAGAGGAGCUUUAUCCAACCGUUCCUUAGUGUUUCUGUGUGAUCAUCAGUAGAAGAAUGUAGCUGCCCAAGAGCAGCUAAUGAAAACCAAAACGCCUUAGCUCAGGGUCAUGGCUUCGAAACCACUUUUCUGAUGCUUUUUUAUUUCCUGUGAUCAUUAUUUGAUUUAACUUGAGUUUGAGCUCAAACUUUCUACUUUUGAUAGAAGAAUUCAGGGAAAAUGUAGUUUCCACAGAAAAACACCACGUCCUAAAGGCACAAAGUAGUUUGGGUUAUUUUACAUUUGUUUUUUAUUUAAUAAUUUUGGUUUGUGAACGUUGUUGACUAUGUUAUUGCAGGGAACACUUAUAUAGAACUGAUGCAACAUUUACCUCAUUGACUUCCCCUGUUGGUAGGUUUCCUCAGUCUGUCUCAUAAUAUAUUACUGUUAUAUUUGUAUAAACGCAGAGAAUGUAACAUUGGUGACCUCCAGCUCUGGUCUAAUGAACACUGACACAAUGCUACCUCAUUCCACUAAAAUAUAUGCAAUGCUGAAUGCAGCAUGUGUUCAUGAAGCCCCGUGCUGAUAUAAUCUGUAUGUGGACAAUCAAAUACAUAUCUUUGCAAAUAAAUAAGUUUGCCACAGCCA